AUGGAGGAAUGCAAAGUGCCAACAUUAACAGAAUAUCCCAGGGAAGAAUACAUUUUUGAGAGCAGAGUGAUUCAGAGAAUGGAGCUCUUGGUACUUGAUACACUGGAAUGGAGUAUAGGGUGUAUCACUCCUUCUAAUUUAAUAAAUUAUUUUGUAUCAAGAUUUUGCAUAAACGAUUCAAGGAAAUGUGUGAUCUCCAGAACUGUGGAAAUCAUCUUUGGUGCUCUCAGAGAUAUAAAGUUAAUGAGUGUGAGACCAUCUGUACUAGCAGCAGCGGCUACAUUAUUGAAUAUCCCAAUGGAAGAUUACAUUGUUCAAAUACUGCAGGAUGAUGUGUUUUCUUGCUAUAAUCAAAUGUUAUACCUUAACAAGGAAAUAUAUAAGUCACCCAAGUGCUUAGUAUCUCCUCAAUCGUCACCAAAUCAACUGCUGAGGAAUGGUAAAUUAGAAAAUUCUUCAGUUCCAUCCAAAAGAAAGAGCCUCACUUUCCUGGAGAUUGACCAAAUUGAUGAUAAACCCCAGCAGAAGCGUCUAUGCUAG
Messenger RNA from Nicotiana tabacum (common tobacco), 540 nucleotides. Lineage: Eukaryota; Viridiplantae; Streptophyta; Magnoliopsida; Solanales; Solanaceae. The record is from RefSeq and is a predicted model, not a curated record.